This is a messenger RNA of Camelina sativa (false flax), 636 nucleotides long. Lineage: Eukaryota; Viridiplantae; Streptophyta; Magnoliopsida; Brassicales; Brassicaceae. The record is from RefSeq and is a predicted model, not a curated record.
AUAAAACGUGAAGCGGCGCUUAUUCGAGUUUGGUCAGCGUGCUCCUCCUCCUCCUCUCGGCUUCUACUCCACCGCACAGGUCCAAACAAACAUUUUUGAUUCAUCGCCGGCGAAAAUGGUGACUGCCAAGAAAACGAAGAAGUCUCAUGAGGGAAUCAACAGUAGGUUGGCCCUUGUGAUGAAGAGUGGUAAAUACACUCUUGGUUACAAGUCUGUUCUCAAAUCCCUCCGUGGCUCCAAAGUUCUCACAGGGAAACUGAUUCUAAUCUCCGCCAAUUGCCCACCUUUGAGAAGAUCAGAGAUUGAGUACUACGCUAUGCUCGCCAAAGUUGGUGUCCACCACUACAAUGGAAACAACGUUGAAUUGGGUACAGCUUGCGGAAAGUACUUCCGUGUUUCUUGUCUGAGCAUUGUUGAUCCUGGUGAUUCUGACAUUAUCAAGUCAAUUCCUGGUGAUCAGUGAUUCAAUUUUCCAUCUCCCGGACUUUUUUUUUAUCCAGUUUUGUAUUUGAGAGCCUCUCAAAGUUUUUAUGAGCUAUAGACAUUGUGUUUCUUUUUCGUCAAAUUUUAUUCUAUUAAGGACCAGAUACGACAGUUUUCGCAUUUUCUUAUGCAAACAUUACAAAAGUUUUCGCA